CUUUUAAAUGGAACCCCUGCCACGUAAGUAAGUUAGUCGUGUUGUAGUGUCGUUCAUAUCUAAGUACCUACGUUCGUAUUUGACGGAACGUAUGACAUAAGUACAUCCUACCGGAUAAUACUGUAUCGCUGAAAAGAAGAAAACCCACUGUAUUUGUGAACUGAACUUGACGUGAACGAUUUCUUCCCUUCACGCCUGCUGAUUUAUGAGUGCUAUGUCUUACUCAUUUAUAACUCUGUUAUCAUAAUACCCGUUGUUUGUAGAGCAUUAUCAUUAUUGAUGUGUUUUUGUAUGAUAAAACGUAGUAUUCCAGUUGUGUCACCGUAGCGUGAGGGUAAAUUAGAUCGUGAAAAUACCUAUGACCAGUGUUGGCGUGAAAUCAUACAACUAAAAGCUGAGUCCUCCUUGCUAUCUCUCUCUAUAUAAAACAUUUUGUAUGACGAUAUUUUAACUUUUCAGACUUUGUUUGUGAACAACGAGGUAUUAUUUAUCGUUUACCAUUUGAUCUAGAGUAUAAUUAUAGUUUGUGUUAUUUAUAGAAAACCGUGGAAGUUCCUUGUUGAAUAUAAGAGCGAUUUUAAAUGAAACGAUUAAGUUUCAGUUUUUUAACGUAGGUAGCAACUCAGCGCCAAUUAAUUAACAAUGGCAACCUACGCACAAUGUUUUUUUGCUGCUACAAGACCACAGAAUGAGGAGACUAAUUCAUUUUAUAUCAAUCACCUUGAGUAUUGUGAGCCAUUUACGGGUAGAUAUAUGCCUUCAGUAAUGGGGGAGCCAACCAGUCUGCUACUACCAGAGCAAGAAACAGGGGAACUAUCCGCAAUAGUCUCCGAUUGUAUACCUAUGAGCAACACCGGAUCUUCUUUCCAACAUUCGUUUCCAAUUACUACAAACUGUAGUCCGUCUUCUCCCUUACAGACCACGACACCAAUGGCACAACCUGUUGGAGUUAACUCUAGCCCACCAUUACACCAAAUACAGAAUGGGAUGAGUCCGUCCCUAAGUCCUGAGCAUAUACAUACACUUCAACCUGCAUGUUUAGAUCAUCCGUAUCUCCGAAUUCUGGAACAGCCAACUAACAGAAUACGGUAUCGUUAUAAAAGUGAAAAAGGGUCGCAUGGAGGCCUAACUGGAAAGUUCAGUAGUUCGUCUAAAAAGACUUACCCUACAGUUAAGUUGGAGAAUUAUCAACCACAGAAUAACCAAGUAUUUAUCAAAGCUGCUCUGUACAGUGUUGAUGAUCAGCAAAAACCUCAUGUUCAUAAAUUGAUGGGAAAACAUUGUCAAGAUGGUGUGUGUACAGUCAUUGUGGGGGAAGAUAUGGUUGCAAGUUUUCAGAACUUGGGAAUAUUGUUUGUUGGGAAGAAAGAGGUUCCAGAUAUCUUGUACAAAAAAAGGUUAGAAGACCAACACCUCUUAAGUUGCUUAAUGCAGAAUGGUUCUUUACAUAUAACAGAGGCUGACAAGAACCAACUGAAAAAAGAGGCAGAGCAAGAAGCAAAAAACAUGGAUUUAAACAGGGUUAAAAUUCGUUUUGAGGCCUUUGCUCUUUCUCAGGGGCAUUUAUAUCCAAUCUGUGAUGCUGUAUUUUCAAACAUCAUAGCAAAUCAAAAAUGCCCUGAUGUUGGUGAGUUGAAGAUUGUGAAAAUGGACAAGUGUUCUGGAGUUUGUACUGGAAGUGAUGAAGUCUUUCUAUUGUGUGAGAAAGUUAACAAGAAGGAUGUCAAAGUUAUAUUUUUUGAAGAAGAUGAAAAUGGAAUGGUACAAUGGCAAGAUUUUGGCAGUUUUACUGAGGCAGAUGUUCACCAUCAGGUUGCUAUUGUGUUCAAAACUCCUCCAUAUCGAGACCUAAUGAUAAAACAGCCAGUAAAAGUGAAACUUCAGUUAUAUCGGUAUAGGGAUGGAGAAUGCAGCAAGCCUAAGGAUUUUGUGUACUUCCCUAUAGACCAUGAUAGGGAUGGAAUUGAAAGGAAGCGGAAAAAAUUAAACCAGUGUCAGAACUUUCCUGGAUUCGAUGGUGAAUACAAUAAUUUUAGAUCUACUCAAUCAUUUGGAUCCAGUGGUGGGUCUGGUUCCUCAGGAAGUAGAAAUGCCAGUUUUUAUGAUCACGGCCAAGGUUCUGUUGGUUUUCAAGGCAAAAAAAUGGCAACUGCUAGUCAGAAAGAAGGUACUCAAGAGAGGACAUUUGGUUUGGGAGAUGAUAAGCAAGGAAAAGUGGAAACUAGCAGAAAAUUUGAACUUUCAGGUUCUACUGACAGUGGUGAAGUAAAUAAUAACCAGGGAGUGCCAAGUGACAAAUCACUUAGUACAGAUGAGCUACUGGAAAAUGCUUUUGACAGACUCUGUAUAUCUCUACUGAAGGAAAAAGAUAAAAAUAUCAAUGUAUCAAAAUCAAGGAACCCAAGAUCUGAAAAUUUAUCUGGAAAAAGUACCUUAGCAUCACAAGUUCCUCCAAACAAGAAAACUAAUGCAACGAAAGCAAAACAUAUGGAGCUGUGUAUGUCAACAGGCAGUGUAUCAACACAAGGUGAUUUGGAGCUUAACUCAAGGACAGAAUCUACUUAUGAACAGAAUGUUCUGUUUAGCACUGGUACAGCUGAACAAAAUGGCCAGCAAAAUAAGCUUUGUAAUUUGUCUGACCAGUGGUUAGUAAGGAAACUAGCAUUAAAAAUGAGUUUAUCUUUAAGAGAGUUUGUUUGUUCUGGAGAUCUCACAAAAAUUCUGGUGACAAUGCAUCGUUUGGUGGCUAUACAAGACUCAAACGGAGACAACCUUUUGCAUCUGGCAAUGAUUCAUCAUAGUGGAAAUCAAGCUGACCAGUUAGUAUUAGUUCGUUGUAUACUUAAUGCACUAAAGGGAGCAGCCAAAGAUGCCAUCAACCAGUGCAAUAAGUUAAAGCAAACUCCGCUUUUGUUAGCAGUGCUAACAAGGAAUCCUUAUGUGGUACAGGAGUUGCUUCUUCAUGGUGCUAACCCUAAUAUUGCUGAUGCAGAAGGUAACACGCCUCUUCACAUUGCUACCCAAAUUGGAGAUGACUUCUGUUUAUCCAUUCUUUUGGACCCAAAGACUUACCAAGCUCAGCAGAGUCCAAUUUCUCCCACCCUAAAUGCUUUGAACUAUGCAGGUUUUGCAGCACUUCAUCUUGCUGUCAGACAUGAUCAUAAAGAGUGUGUAAAGGUUUUGUGUGCCAGGGGAGCAGACAUAAAUGUGAUGGAUGGUAUAAGUGGACACACUCCUCUUCACUUGGCUGUAGAGUGGAACUUUCAGAAUGUACAGUUCUUAACAAAAAUUAGUCAUGUCAAUGUCAAUGCCCAGAACUUUGCUGGAAACACUCCAUUACACCUAGCUUGUGCACAUGGAGAUGAAAAUGUUGUUAGAAUUUUGAUGGAUGCACAAGCCAAUCCAUUAGUAGAAAAUUAUGAUGUCUACAGUUCUAGCAAAAAACCCAAAAGAGACACUGAAGUGUCAAAAAGCAAAGGCAAAACACCACUAGAUUUUGCAGGAAGUAAAAACCAAUUAAGACACAUUCUUGCUGGAACAGUAUCUUCACCAAAAGAGAAAAGUCAGCAUUUGAAAUCUUUAUUCAGUGUAUCGAAGCCAUCUUAUUCAAGCUCAACUCAUAAUGAUAUGAAGACGUCCAGGAAAGGAUCAGAAGAUGAGUUAAAAUACUCAGAGGGAAAGCAUCACUUAAAGAAAGAAAAUCUUUCUACGAAUAAAGAAGCUGUUUCUUAUGAAUUUACACCCUUUGACUCUGGCUAUGCAAGUGGUGAAAUAAAGACAGAAGAUCAAAACAAAAUGGACCAUCUUUGCACAAAGUUGGAUAAAAACCAGCAAUGGAAGCAGCUUGGAAUGGCAUUAGGAUUUGAAAAUUCUGUGAUUAAUUCUUUAGAAAGACUGUGUGGAAAAGAAAGGAGCCCUGCCAAAGCUGUCAUUGACAGGUUUCUGCAAGAGAAUCCCCACUGCGAUUUAAUGAAAAUGUUGAAGAAUGCAUUAGUUGCUGCCGAACUCCAAGAACCAUUGGAAGUUAUUCAAGUGAUAGAAGUGUGACUUUCAACUUAAUAUUUAAGCUUUUAUGAUUAAAGUUAUACAAGUGUUGAACAAAACUGAAGAGAUCACUAGGUUUUACAUUCUUAAUUACCCCAAAGCAGUAUUUGAUAUUACAUUAUUUUAUCUUUUUUUUUUUUCAAUUACAUUGUCCAAACUAUUAUGAAAUUCAAAUCAUUCUGUGUCUGGAGUUUUGAACAACUCUUCUCAGCAUUGUAAAACCAAAAACAAUAGUGCUUUCUAGCUAGUUUGUUAAGCAGUCCAAAAAAAGGAAAAAUUAGUUAAUUUUUGCAAAGCACUUGCUUGCCACCAAUUUUUGUGUUUAACUGUAGCUGUGAUAUUUUUGUGAACACUAUCCUAAAUGUUGUAAUGACAGUUACAUUGACAGUUAUUACAAUGUCAAAUUACAUGGUAACUCACUACCCUGAUUAUUCUGGUGUAAUACACUAAUGCUUGGUAACAAGUUAAACACAGAUGUUAAAUGUCUAGUUAACCGGACUGGGUUGUUUAAAGUUAAAACAGUAGAAUUAAAAUUAUGGGACUUCCUGCAUGUUAGUUUUUGUUUAUUAAUCUAUAAUACUUGGGCAAAAAUUUCCCACAGUUUUUAUCUAGCUUUGCAAUAGACAAAGUUAUGAUUAACUUACUAGUAUAAGCUAUUGCAAUUAUUUAAAGACCUGUUGGUUGAUAGUGAGUAUUUCUUUACAAAUCUGUUGAACUUAAUUUUAUACUAAUG
This is a messenger RNA of Limulus polyphemus (Atlantic horseshoe crab), 4777 nucleotides long. Its product is annotated as nuclear factor NF-kappa-B p100 subunit-like. The coding region runs from base 643 to 4047 and encodes 1134 amino acids. Gene Ontology annotation, biological process: inflammatory response; cellular response to stress; innate immune response. Gene Ontology annotation, cellular component: cytoplasm. Gene Ontology annotation, molecular function: DNA binding; DNA-binding transcription factor activity; protein binding. The transcript is spliced from 19 exons. Lineage: Eukaryota; Metazoa; Arthropoda; Merostomata; Xiphosura; Limulidae. The record is from RefSeq and is a predicted model, not a curated record.